CCAUUCAAAGAAUUAUCUGAAAUGUCUCAAAUUAGUUUUGAUGUUCCUACAACCCAGGUUUCGUUGGAGAGGGCGUUUUCCACCCUAAAAUUGAUUCUUUCGGUCCUACGAGGAAAUAUUGACGAGGAUUUGCUCAAAAAAUCCGAAAGUCCGAUGCAUACACACAUAAACUCCAAGCCGUGUAUCUUUUUAAACUGCCUCACUUCGAUGUUUUUUAUCCGACGUCAUUGAAUAAGUUCAAUAGCGGAAAAAUCACUACUGGUUAUGGAGAACCUUUUUUUUGGCUGUGAUAUCAAAAAUAAAUUUGACUUAAAGGGUUCCGAACGCAACCGCUUAGUAGAUCCAACCGAUCAGCAGGGUGAAAUAGUGCUGUUGGACGAAAACUUAGUGCAAAUGUCUUGGUCUAAGCCAUUAUAUAUUUUAUCACAUAGCAAGGCAGUCCUUAAAGAUGCUAUCAAUCGAGACUCUACUUUCUUGGAAAAAAACCAAGUAAUGGAUUAUUCGUUACUUGUAGGCUUGGACCAUAAAAGUAACGUGCUGGUAUUGGGCAUAAUUGACUAUAUACGAACUUUUACUUUUGAUAAAAAGGUUGAGUCCUUUGUUAAACAAACUGGUAUACUUGGUGGCAUUGGAAAACUACCAACUGUUAUAUCGCCAGAACGUUAUAAGCAGCGCUUUAUCGAUGCCAUGGAUCGCUAUUUUUAUACAGUACCAGAUCGCUGGGAAGGCCUGUCGAAAAUUUGAUAAAUAGUGACAUAAUGAAGCAGCCGCGAAUGAAUUAAAUGGUAUCUACCAAAGUUAUGUAGCAUUGCUGCGCUAUAAAAAUGCAUGUAUUUCUAAUGAA
Rhagoletis pomonella (apple maggot) is the source of this 844-nucleotide messenger RNA. Its product is annotated as putative 1-phosphatidylinositol 3-phosphate 5-kinase. Gene Ontology annotation, cellular component: endosome membrane. Lineage: Eukaryota; Metazoa; Arthropoda; Insecta; Diptera; Tephritidae. Gene Ontology annotation, molecular function: 1-phosphatidylinositol-3-phosphate 5-kinase activity. The transcript has 4 exons. Bases 265 to 744 code for a protein of 159 amino acids. Gene Ontology annotation, biological process: phosphatidylinositol phosphate biosynthetic process. The record is from RefSeq and is a predicted model, not a curated record.